Messenger RNA from Callorhinchus milii (elephant shark), 2620 nucleotides. Its product is annotated as BTG3 associated nuclear protein. The record is from RefSeq and is a predicted model, not a curated record. The transcript is spliced from 13 exons. The coding region runs from base 227 to 1831 and encodes 534 amino acids. Gene Ontology annotation, molecular function: DNA binding. Gene Ontology annotation, biological process: negative regulation of protein catabolic process; protein localization to nucleus. NCBI's taxonomy places the organism in Eukaryota, Metazoa, Chordata, Chondrichthyes, Chimaeriformes, Callorhinchidae.
UUGUCCAGGGCGGCGCUGUGGCGCGGGUGAGGUGCGUCGCGGCCGCGGCCGUUGCCGUGUGUGUGCGUGUGUGUGUGCGUAUGUGUGUGUGUUUGUGUGUGUGUGUGGGGAGGAGAGCGAUUCUCUCGCGAGGAAGGACGCCAUUAUCGGAUUUUAACAAACAAGAAACGAGAAUUGAACGUGAAAUAAUUGUUUGGAUUGGUGGUUACUUCCUGGUGGUAACCAGAUGAUGUCAGAACACGAUUUGACAGAUGUGGUUCAGAUUGCAGUUGAUGACUUGACCCAUGAUCAAGCAGAAGUUUUAGAAAAUCAAAAGCCCGAACAUGGGAUUGUGGAACCAACUCUGAAACGUAAACGAGUCGAAGUUUCAAAUGGACAUCCUAGCCAGGAUGCCACAAUAAAGUCCAUUCUUUUUGACAUUAAUCAAGCCAUUUGUUUACGUCUUGAUAGUAUUGAAGCCAAAAUCCAGGCUGUGGAAGCAACAUGUAAAGCUAUUGAAGAAAAAAUAGACUUGGCUCUUAACAAACAAAAUAGUCCUAUCCAGGUUCCUAUGGUGGCAGGGUCUCCUCUGGGAGCAACACAGACAUGGAACAAAGUCCGCAGCACUGUACCGCAGAUGACAGUAAUCUUAAAUCGUGAUCGACAGAACCCUGCUAGUUCCAAAGUUGCUGGACAGGAUGAGCAUUUGAAUAGAGGAACUGAUGCUUUGGACAGUGUUCUCAACAAUUCUUCAACAGGUCGUAGACAGAACACAAUCAUUGUGAAGAUUCCUGGCCAUGAAGAUAGCCAUACUGAGGAUGUAGAAAGUGGGUCUGAAACAAGUGAUACCGUUUCAAACAGUGGUCAAUCAGGAGGCCAGAACUUGGCAUCCAAUGUUACCCUCAUCACAUUGAACUCUGAAGAGGAUUAUCCUAAUGGAACAUGGCUUGGUGAUGAGAAUAACGCUGAGAUGCGAGUGCGGAGUCCUAUCACUGCUGCUGACAUGCUACAUGUUGCUACAGUUUGUAGAACAGCUGAGAAAAUGGCACUAACACUGUUGGACUACCUCUUCCAUCGUGAGAUACAGGCUGUAUCCAAUCUCUCAGGUCAAGGAAAACAUGGCAAAAAACAGCUGGAUCCUUUAAUGAUCUAUGGGAUUAGAUGUCACCUUUUCCAUAACUUUGGAAUCACAGAAUCAGACUGGUAUCGAAUUAAACAGAGCAUAGACUCCAAAUGUCGAACAGCAUGGCGCAGAAAGCAGCGAGGACAGAGUUUGGCAGUAAAGGGUUUUGCCAGAAGGACGCCCUCUUCUUCAGUUAUGAAUGGAACAGAAGGGGGAAUUCAGGGAUCAAUGUCACCUGAAGAUUUACAGCAGAGCCAGUCUCAGACUCUCCAUUAUGCGUUGGCAAAUGCUCAGCAGGUUCAUAUCCAUCGCAUUGGGGAAGAUGGACAAGUCCAACAAGUAGCCGUACAGGGACACCUGCAUAUUGCUCAGGUACCACAGGGAGAACAGGUACAAAUUACGCAGGAUAGUGAGGGUAAUCUUCAGAUACACCAGGUCCAUGUUAGUCAGGAUGGGCAGGUGUUGCAGGGUGCACAAUUAAUUGCAGUGGCAUCUGAACAUCCAGCCAGUACUGUAGAUGGAUCACCUCUUCAGGGAAAUGACAUCCAGGUGCAAUAUGUACAACUUGCACCAGUAACAGAUCACAACACACCAGCUCAAGGAACGGAAUCUCUGGCAGCCACGAUCCAGCCUGAAUUGCAAAUUGAACAUGGAGCGAUCCAGAUUCAACAAGGAGAAAAUGGUGAAGUUGUUCAAAUCCAGAUGCCCGUCAACACUGUCAGCAGUUAAAACCAAAUUCACAAAACUUUAAUAUUUGAAGGAAAUAAGAACGAACUGUACAAAACAACAUCUACAGUUGAGUAGUGGGCCAUACGUUGCACAGAGAAACCUGGGACUCCUUGAUGUGUCUAAUCUCACAAAACAAAACGAAUAAAGCAUAUAUGUCCCUCCUUUGAGAAACAUAAAGAUUAUUUCGAAAUCAUUUGAAAAAAUUAGUUUUCUGUAUCAGAUUAAAUCUAUUCUUUGUUCUGGACAUUGAGAUCAAGAGUUAACCACACGUCAGAAAGAAAAGAAAAAUGUUAGCUUUUACUAUUCAUAUUGUAUUUUUCAGAUGUCUAGUAUAAUUGCAGUCGUCUUUUCAUUGCUACUGAAAUAUUUUUGUCCGAAAUACAGAAUAUGUGUAACCACACAAAUGCUUUGUUUGAAGUUUUGAAAAUAUGUAUUUAUGAAUUGUAUGUUACAUUACAAUUACAAUUCAGGGAGCUUUUUUUUGUUAUCAUUUGCAGUUGAUGCUGCUUGUAAGGCAGAAACAAUUUUGCUUUUUGUGACUAAUUCUUGAUUUUUUUUCUGUCAUUGAUUAAGGUCACUUGUUCAAAUUAUUGUGAAAGGAAUAAUCCUCCUUUUGUGAAGGACCCCAUUUCAUUCUCACAAAGAGCGUCAAAUGAUGUGACUUUCAACCAACAUCAAAGAAAAUGGCAAAAUUGCUGUUAUUCUGUUCAGCGGUAACAAAUCUAAAGGCUUCGAUCUAUAGAAAAAUGCUUGAAAAGAGCUUAUUAAAUCAAUAGAAAACCCAUCCAA